AGCGGGGCGACCUCACUUUGCCGAGCGGCGCCCCGGAAGGAGGUCGGGAGGAGAGAGGCGGGAGGAGACGCCGAGGGGGCAGCGCAGCGCCCGGACCUUCCCCGCGCCAGCCGAGCCCCCGAGCCUCCCCAGCCGCGCGCCGGGCCAGCAGGCUGCGCAGGGAGAGAAGCAGCAGCCGCCGCCGCCGCCCAGCCCAUGGCCGUCUAGGAGGGUCCUGCCGGGGGCGAAGGGGAGGGGAGCCGCCCGCUUCUUAGUCCGAGAGCCUCCCGCAGCGCCUGCCGGUGUCGGCAGAGCAGCCGCCCCGGAGCGCCGCCGUCCCACUUUGCGCCUCGCCCGGACCAGCCGCCGACAUGGACACGCACACCCGGUGGAAACGGCGGAGCUGGCUGAAGCGGCCCGGGAGCCUGGCGCUGCUCCUGCUCGCCGCCCUCGCCCACAGCCGCGCAGCUGAGCCUGCAGAUCUAUUGAAGGUAUUAGAUUUCCAUAAUUUACCCGAUGGCAUCUCAAAAACGACGGGCUUCUGCACCAGCAGGCGGUCUUCCAAGGGAGCAGAUGUGGCCUAUCGCGUCACCAAGGAUGCCCAGCUGAGUGCCCCAACCAAGCAGCUUUUCCCUGCGUCUCCAUUUCCUGAAGAUUUCUCCAUCCUGACCACGGUUAAAGCCAAGAAGGGCGGCCAGGCUUUCUUGAUCUCCAUUUACAACGAACAAGGCAUCCAGCAAGUCGGUGUGGAGCUGGGGCGGUCCCCGGUUUUCCUAUACGAGGACCACAUGGAGAAGCCAGGCUCCGAGAACUACCCUCUCUUCCGCGGCAUCAACCUCUCGGAUGGCAAGUGGCAUCGAGUUGCUUUCAGUGUUCAUAAGAAGAAUGUCACUCUGAUUUUGGACUGUAAAAAAAAAGUCACCAAAUUGCUGGACCGAAGUGACCAUCCCAUCAUUGAUGUUAAUGGCAUCAUUGUCUUUGGAACAAGGAUCUUGGAUGAGGAAGUAUUUGAGGGCGACAUCCAACAACUGCUCAUCGUCUCGGACCAUCAAGCCGCCUACGACUACUGUGAACACUACAGCCCAGAUUGUGACACAGCCGUGCCAGAUGUGCCUCACUCUCAGGACCCAAACCCUGAUGAAUACUACCCAGAUGGGAAUGAGAACCUGGAAGUUGAAGGAGAAACUUACUAUUACGAAUACCCCUACUAUGAGGACCUCGACGAGGCAGGCAAAGCCACCCCGACCACUGCCCAACCUGUGGAAACCGAUGAAGUAGCCCGGGAAGUGAUUGACACCACCGAGAGUCCCACCCCUCUGCCCACCCCGCCACUGGUGGUGGAGAAGAUCCCGGAGGAGGUCCCCAAGGCAGAGGAUGAACUGCUGAUCGAUGAGUACGAGUACGGGACCAUGACGGAGGAGUACUAUACGCCCCUCCCCUACGAAGAUCUCAACUACGAAGACCUUGACAACCUUGACAAGCUCCCAGAAGGAGGCACUGGGGCAGAAGUGCCCACCAGCGCAGUCCUCGCCUACAAUGAAACGGAGAGCACAGGAAGAGUAAGUGAAGGUGGAGAAGAUCCUGACAAAGAUUUCUCCGUCACUGAGUAUGGAGAGGGAUAUUAUGACGGCUACUUCGACAGGACGGACUCACCUGACAUUGGACCUGGAAUGCCGGCUAACCAGGAUACCAUUUAUGAAGGGAUCGGUGGACCUCGAGGUGAAAAGGGGCAGAAGGGGGAGCCGGCGAUCAUUGAGCCAGGGAUGCUGCUCGAAGGGCCGCCUGGCUCAGAAGGCCCAGCCGGGCUGCCAGGCCCGCCGGGAACAACGGGGCCAGCGGGGCCAAUGGGGGAUCCUGGAGAAAGGGGCCCACCUGGACGUGCAGGACUUCCUGGCGCUGAUGGCCUGCCAGGCCCACCCGGGACAAUGCUGAUGCUGCCGUUCCGGUUCAGCGGGGGUGGAGACGGGGGCUCAAAAGGCCCCUUGAUCUCCACCCAGGAGUCCCAAGCACAAGCCAUCCUGCAGCAGGCCAGGCUGGCUCUGAGGGGACCAGCCGGCCCAAUGGGACUGACCGGAAGACCAGGCCCCAUGGGACCCCCAGGUGGUGGAGGAAUCAAAGGUGAAUCGGGAGACAUGGGACCUCAGGGUCCACGAGGGGUUCAAGGCCCUCCAGGUCCAUCAGGGAAACCAGGACGGCGGGGACGGGCUGGCAGCGAUGGUGCUCGGGGGAUGCCAGGCCAAACGGGACCGAAGGGCGACCGAGGUUUCGGUGGCCUGGCUGGGAUGCGUGGAGACAAGGGGAACAGGGGUGAUCCUGGCCCCUCAGGCCCCCCAGGAGCCCCAGGUGAAGAUGGUGACCGGGGUGAUGAUGGAGAAGUUGGGCCCAGAGGUCUCCCCGGUGAACCGGGUCCCCGUGGUUUGCUUGGACCGAAGGGACCUCCGGGGCCCCCAGGACCUCCGGGCAUUGCUGGCAUGGAUGGACACUCCGGCCCGAAGGGGAAUGUGGGUCCUCAAGGUGAGCCUGGACCCCCAGGUCAACAGGGAAGUCCAGGUGCUCAGGGUCUUCCCGGCCCUCAAGGUCCCAUCGGAGCUCCCGGGGAUAAGGGUCCCCUGGGGAAACCGGGUCUUCCUGGCAUGCCUGGAGCAGAUGGUCCCCCGGGCCAUCCUGGCAAAGAAGGGCCUCCGGGAGAGAAGGGCACCCAGGGUCCAGCUGGCCCUCAGGGCCCACUUGGGUAUCCCGGCUCCCGUGGAGUGAAGGGCGCUGACGGCAUCCGGGGCUUGAAAGGGACGAAGGGUGAGAAGGGCGAAGAUGGCUUCCCAGGAUUCAAAGGCGACAUGGGCAUUAAAGGCGACAGGGGUGAAAUUGGCCCUCCUGGUCCACGGGGUGAGGAUGGGCCGGAGGGCCCGAAAGGUCGCAGCGGCCCCAACGGAGAGCCAGGCCCACUAGGUCCACCUGGAGAAAAGGGAAAGCUUGGCAUUCCUGGUCUGCCUGGAUACCCUGGAAGACUUGGCCCCAAGGGUUCCAUUGGAUUUCCAGGGUUCCUGGGAGCCAACGGAGAGAAAGGAGGAAGGGGCACCGCUGGCAAACCAGGACCAAGAGGACAGCGAGGUCCCACGGGCCCCCGAGGAGAACGCGGCCAGCGAGGCAUCACUGGGAAACCUGGCCCAAAGGGCAAUUCCGGUGGGGACGGACCUCCAGGACCUCCGGGUGAAAGGGGACCUUCAGGGCCUCAAGGACCAACAGGCUUUCCUGGACCAAAAGGGCCUCCGGGGCCUCCAGGAAAAGAUGGAUUGCCAGGCCAUCCUGGGCAGAGAGGGGAAACGGGCUUCCAAGGGAAGACGGGCCCACCUGGGCCCCCAGGUGUUGUUGGUCCACAGGGCCCCACAGGAGAAACCGGCCCGAUGGGGGAACGUGGCCAUCCGGGCCCUCCAGGGCCCCCAGGUGAACAGGGACUUCCUGGCUUGGCUGGAAAAGAAGGAACCAAGGGUGACCCAGGCCCCGCCGGUUUGCCCGGGAAAGAUGGCCCAGCAGGAUUCAGAGGCUUCGCCGGAGACCGAGGACUCCCCGGCCCAAUUGGACCUGUGGGGCUGAAGGGCAACGAAGGCCCACCGGGGCCUCCUGGACCAGCAGGCUCUCCAGGGGAGCGAGGUCCUGCAGGAACAGCUGGCCCAAUUGGACUGCCAGGACGGCCUGGACCCCAAGGGCCCACUGGCCCUGCGGGUGAGAAAGGGACCCCGGGUGAGAAAGGCCCCCAAGGCCCGGCUGGACGAGACGGCAUCCAGGGACCAGUUGGGCUUCCAGGUCCUGCCGGCCCGGUUGGCCCCCCAGGGGAAGAUGGUGACAAGGGUGAAAUUGGUGAACCAGGACAGAAAGGAAGCAGAGGGGACAAAGGAGAACAGGGUCCACCAGGUCCUAUUGGUCCACAGGGCCCGAUUGGCCAACCAGGUCCAGCUGGAGCCGAUGGAGAGCCCGGCCCACGAGGACAGCAAGGGCUUUUCGGACAGAAGGGCGAUGAAGGACCAAGAGGAUUUCCUGGCCCUCCAGGGCCAGUUGGGUUGCAGGGCUUACCUGGGCCUCCAGGUGACAAGGGAGAAACUGGGGACGUCGGCCAAAUGGGUCCUCCAGGUCCCCCCGGACCCAGGGGCCCAGGGGGACCCCCCGGAGCUGAUGGGCCACAAGGUCCCGCAGGAGGGAUUGGAAAUCCAGGAUCUGUUGGUGAAAAGGGAGAACCUGGAGAAUCAGGAGAACCUGGCCUUCCCGGAGACUCUGGACCACCAGGUCCUAAAGGAGAAAGAGGGGAAAAGGGGGAAGCAGGCCCCUCUGGGUCUGCUGGGCCCCCAGGCCCCAAAGGUCCCCCAGGAGAUGAUGGCCCCAAAGGGAGCCCGGGUCCGGUUGGAUUUCCAGGUGAUCCAGGCCCUCCAGGUGAACCUGGCCCAGCUGGUCAGGAUGGCCCAACAGGCGAUAAGGGCGAUGAUGGGGAAGCUGGUCAAACGGGGUCUCCUGGUCCAACCGGAGAGCCGGGUCCUUCUGGCCCUCCAGGCAAGAGGGGGCCACCUGGACCUGCAGGACCCGAAGGCCGACAAGGAGAGAAAGGGGCGAAGGGUGAGUCUGGAUUGGAAGGACCUCCUGGGAAGACGGGUCCAGUUGGUCCUCAGGGACCUCCAGGAAAGCCAGGUCCAGAUGGACUUCGGGGAAUACCUGGCCCAGUGGGCGAGCAAGGGCUUCCAGGUUCACCAGGCCCAGAUGGACCUCCUGGCCCCAUGGGGCCACCUGGCUUACCUGGCCUGAAAGGGGAUUCGGGUCCAAAGGGAGAAAAGGGUCAUCCCGGACUGAUUGGUCUCAUUGGGCCUCCCGGCGAGCAAGGAGAAAAGGGAGAUCGGGGACUGCCGGGACCUCAAGGAGGAUCGGGACCUAAAGGAGAACAGGGCAUUCAAGGUCCAUCUGGCCCUCUUGGCCCACCUGGUUCCCCAGGGUUGCCGGGCCCCCCUGGUCCAAAAGGUGCUAAAGGAUCUUCCGGGACAACGGGUCCGAAGGGCGAGACUGGUCAUCCCGGCCUACCAGGACCUCCUGGUCCUCCAGGAGAGGUGAUCCAACCUCUUCCCAUCCAGUCCUCCAAACGGACUCGGAGGAACAUCGAUGCCAGCCAGCUGAUGGAUGACGUCAAUUCCGACAAUUAUGUGGACUACACGGAUGGCAUGGAGGAGAUCUUUGGCUCCUUGAACUCUCUGAAACUGGAAAUCGAGCAGAUGAAACACCCGCUGGGCACCCAGCACAACCCAGCGCGGACUUGCAAAGACUUGCAGCUGUGUCACCCGGACUUCCCAGACGGAGAAUAUUGGGUGGACCCGAAUCAAGGCUGCUCCCGGGAUUCCUUCAAAGUUUACUGUAAUUUUACUGCUGGUGGGGAAACUUGCAUCUUCCCAGAUAAGAAAUCUGAGGGGGCUAGAAUUACUUCAUGGCCAAAGGAAACCCCGGGCUCCUGGUUCAGUGAAUUCAAGCGCGGUAAACUGCUCUCCUACGUGGAUGCUGACAGCAACCCCAUUGGGGUGGUACAGAUGACCUUCCUGCGUCUCCUGAGUGCAUCCGCCCACCAAAACAUCACCUACAACUGCUUCCAGUCCGUGGCCUGGCAUGAUGCCAUUGUGGGCAACUACGAGAAGGCCAUGCGCUUCCUGGGCUCCAACGACGAAGAGAUGUCGUACGACAACAGCCCUUUCAUCAGGGCGGUCUUCGACGGCUGUGCAACCAAGAAGGGCUACCAGAAGACGGUCUUGGAAAUCAGCACCCCCAAAGUGGAGCAGGUCCCCAUUGUCGACAUCAUGUUCAACGACUUUGGCGAAGCGUCUCAGAAGUUUGGAUUCGAGGUGGGGCCGGCGUGCUUCCUGGGCUGAGGGCCGCUCAGAAGGACUCUCUGCAAAAGGGCAACUUCGUAACCUCAUUGUGCCUUCUCUUUUUGGCUACUUCCUCUCCUUUCGUUGUUCUUGGUCAUCAUGUGCACGUUCUGAAACUGGACAGUUUGAUGGGACUGUUUUCAAAACCGCUCUCCUAUUUACCCCGACAUCAAUUUUGCCCCAAGGCACACCCACCCCUCCCCCAACCCCAGUCACAAUCCGGACCCUGCUCACCACCGAUUCCAGAAUCACAUGACCGAGGGGCUCUCCGACUGGCCAGAGCCAGCUUUCUCCUUCUGUGCUGCGCCUCUUCGUGGAGACCGUCAAAGGGCUCCGCUCUCACGCUUGGAUGUGUUGCCUUUUCCUCGAAACCAGAACGUUCCCGGCAGGAAAGACGCCACCCCUGCCGCCUUUGCUUUCCUUCCUUUCAGCAGCUUCUCUGCAUCCGAGGGAAAACUGUCCAGCUAUCGCCAGUUUCCCGUCAUUGGAAAGUCCCUGAAACACCACCGAAAGCCAUCAGCCGGGCGAUGCAGCCGACGCCUGAUCUCUGUACAGAAACAUGGACGAAGGACUCCGAAACCCCCUCUCGCUUGGAUAAUCUUCCCUGCUGGGGUUUCUCUCAGAACCUAGAUGGAACACCUCCCCCCCCCCACCAGAGAUGGUUUCUCUGGUUCUCUUCCACUUCAUUCACACAAGAAACAUCGGAAAGCAACGACCCUUAAAAGUACCAGGUUCUGACUGCUUAUCCCAUAUGAUAAAGGUGCUUCUAUUUUUGUAUUUUGUAAGUAAAUAUUUGUAUAUUAUUAUAUUAAAUAUUAAAUGUUUCUGGGUUCAAAAGAUGCAUGUGAGUCACCCAUGCUCCACUGGGCAGCCUCCUCGUCCCCAGCAUCCGAUGCCUUCGCUAAGACCAAAGUAGGAAUCAGCAGGGAACUGUGUGCUCCCCCCAGACUCAGGAAGCAGGUUCCUGCAGCCCCCUCCCCUUAGGAGCAAUACGCCUCAGCCUUACAGGCACCCAGCAAAUGGGAUUAAAAUUAAGCAUUGCUGAACUUUGGGGGAACUGAGGCAGGUGUGUCUCCGGACAAAGGAAAACGGCUGCCAUCUUUGUGCCAAGUGUACCAGCAGUGUUGAUAUUUGUCACCUCUGACAAGCAAUAGAUUUAUGGCCAGCUCCCCCCACCCCUAUUCAGGCUUUACCUAGUGCAAUGUAGAGGUUUUUUAAAAAAUAUCUUUUACCAAGAAAAUCUUUUCCCCUCAGUGUUCUCUUACCUUCCUUCCAUUUUGUUGGUGCUAUAGCUGUCGGAGGAACCUUCCAGACAACCCUGGCUGAGCCCUACCAGGGGUCCCUCCCAGCUCUCCCCUCAUUUCAGCCCAGUGAUACAUCACCUGUCGUUCCCCCCUCCCCCAUGACCUUGUAUCCCGUGACCCAUCAUCCUAUCAUUGAUGGGUCUGAUGAGCGAAUUAAUUCAACUGUUCCGGAGGUCUGGGUUUUUCUUUGGUAGCAAUAGGCUAUUCACGCAACGCAUCCCAGGGUAAACAUGCCAGAUUUGUACUCAGUUGCUGAAUAUUUGUGGUGCUAAUUUAUGACUUUAUUCAAUGUACUGAAGCCAAGGCCAGACUUGACCUGUCUCUACAACUCCCCUCCUCUGUCUUUCCAGAGCAAAACUGAACAGUGCAAUUGUGUGUGUCUUUCUCCAGGGGGGGGGGGGAGGGCUUACAGCCACCGCCCACCCUCCACCCCUCUGGCUCACUGCUCCCAUACGUAGAAAGGGAAAGAGCACCCCACGCCUGGCCCUCAGCCUCGAGGCCAAAGGGAAGGGCAUUGCUGUGACUGAAUGGGAGUCUUUGCGGGAUGUCUUUUCCCAAGGCAUUCCUGACGCGGGGAAGCUCUGGGUGUAACUAGCCAGCAUCUAUCUGUAUCUGUAGACUCCCCUGCUGGGCUGGCUGACUUUCCUCCUGCCAUUAUCGUGGGCCCUUAUCCCUUUCCCGCCUUCCUUUCCCACCGAAGGAGCAUGGCGUGAGAGUGGUUGUCAGGAUAUCACUUAGAAGGCCAGGAAGUGACAUAUUUCUCAUUGAAAACAGCAUUCUGAACAGCUCUGUUUGGCCAGUCUGUGCUUUUGUCUCUCAAGGGGGGUGGGAGGCCUUUCCUGUAGCCCGCUCCCACUCUUCAUUGGCAGACAGCAAUGAUUUGUCCACUCCUGACAGAUUCCAGGGGACAAGCCUCGCGAGGCGCACAGGGUCUUUGGCCCUACACCACAUUCCCCAACCUGGGCACAACAUUCAUGGUGCUCUUUCCCUUCUUUGGGGAAUUUGGGGGGAAUCACCGCAUGGAGGGUGGAGAGCUGAGAUACGCUCUCUUAGGUCAUGUGAUUCUGAUCUGAUUAUUUCAUCUCCCUUCCUUCCUUCCUUCCUUCCUUCCUUCCUUCCUUCCUUCCUUCCUUUCCUUCCUUCCUUCCUUCCUUUCCUUCCUAUUUUGGUGCUUCUAUCAAAAUCCUACAGAAUGUUGUAAAACUGUACUGUUGUGUCUUUCAUUCCUGUUCCAUUUUUCCCUUCCCCUCCCAGAACACUUUCAGUUACCGUAUAUUGCAAUAAAAUUUGCUUCUUGUAUUUGCA
This is a messenger RNA of Thamnophis elegans (Western terrestrial garter snake), 8479 nucleotides long. RefSeq names its product collagen type V alpha 1 chain (gene COL5A1). Gene Ontology annotation, molecular function: extracellular matrix structural constituent. Bases 351 to 5870 code for a protein of 1839 amino acids. The transcript has 66 exons. The record is from RefSeq and is a predicted model, not a curated record. Lineage: Eukaryota; Metazoa; Chordata; Lepidosauria; Squamata; Natricidae.